UUUCUUUUUUUCCUUUUUCCUUUUUCCUUUUUUUCUUUUUUUGUCUUUGCUUUUUGUGACGGCCUCAGCGUCUGUUGACGUCAUUAGUACCUGGAACAACCAAAACCCAAAACCAACCCCAUAUCUUCUUUCUAAUUCCAAUCAUGUCCCGCCGUAGCGGAGGGCGUGGUGUCUAUGAAAGAGACACCUACGAACUGGACCGCCACGACCAUCGCGGAAACUACGAUCAUGUCUUUGAAGAGGACGUCGAGACCCGUUUCCGUCGACGUCCUCAUGCCCCUGAUGCAUCCCGUGUUCGAGAAAUAGAGAGGGUUCGUGCGCAGGGCCACUCGCCGCCAUCAGAGUUCGUUCGAAAAUCAUACGGGCGCAGCUCUAGUGCGGGCCCACUGGUGAGAAUGCCACGGGUAAGAGAUGAUGAUUAUGAGUUUAUUGAGCAUGAGCAUGAACGUGGCCAUUGGGAUGGGCAUGAACAUAGGAGAGGUGAUAUUGGACCCGUCCAUCGGCGGUCGAGGAUUGUGGAGAGAAGGUUCUCUCCCCCGCCGUCGCAUGCUAGGGGCUUCGAGCGUGAGGAGCUUGUGCUGCGGAGGGAGAGGUCUAGGCCACCACCACCUCGCGAGCCGAGGUUUGAAAGAGAUGAAUUUGUUUUAAGAAGGGAGAAGGACCAUGGGCUUGAGAGACGUCCGGUAAGGGCGUAUGAUUGGGAAUGGGAGUUGGAGAGGGAGAGGAGCAGAGAAAGGGAGCGGGAGAGGGACGUUGAAACAGAACGAGGGCGAGAGAGAGUUGAGCGAGAUCGUCGGAGGAGCUCUUACGUGCGGGAAAGAUCAAAUAUGAGGGGAGAUACAGAAGAGAUAAUUGUCCGCAGAGACGAACGGGGAGGGAAUACUGGCCACGGUAAGGGUGAUGUGAAGAGAGAGGAAGUGAUAAUCAGGAGGAGGGAUGAAAGUUCGUCUUCGUCGGACUCAUCUUCACACCCACCGAUUGAACCACCUCCCAUUCGCGCCCCUCCUAUUCACCAGGAGGUGAUUACACAUCAUCGGCAUAUCGGUCAUGGAUAUGAGGUUGUCCACCCACACCCACCUCCGUCGGAGGCAAGCUCACGACACGUCGAUGACGAAAUUGAAAUUCGGAGAAGACGGGAACGCAACGGUCGAAGUUAUGACGAUGAAAUUAUAAUCGAUCGUGAAUCCAGCCGUCACCGAGGGCGAGAAAGAUUUGCCCCUGCACUUUCUCCUCCCCGAAGGCGGGCAAGUCCUCACCAUGGCGACAGGAAUGAAUCCGAACUUCUCAUCUCACAUCGAACAUCUAGGGGCCCUGCUCACGACAAUGAACGGCAUCGGGAUGUCGUCAUAAUGCGUGAUCGCGAAGGCAGUACCCGAGGUCAACGGGAACCAGCCAAUAUCCGCGACGAGGCAGAGUAUUACAAUCGCCUUGCUCACAAGGGGGGUCAUAUUGGAGAAGCAUACAAUGGCGCAACGAAGGACUGGUCCAUCGUAGAUGUUCCGCCCGGAACUAAGCGCGUGGAGCUAGAGGGUGUUGGCGGCGCCAGCCAGGAAAUUACAUGGCAGCGUUAUCAUGGUGUUCGACGGGCGAAGUUCCAUGUUGACGGGGAUGAAUAUUCCUCUGACAGGGAACGUACCCGAGACCAGGGCCGGAUCGGGAAGCGUUACGUGGGAGUUAAGGAUAAGCGGGACCGGCUCUGGACUGAAAUUACCAAGGAUCUCGUUGUUAAGGAGGCAAUCGAGAGGGCUGGGUACGAUUAUGAGGAAACACAGUAUUUCUACUAUGUUUUUGCUUAUUUGAAAUAUGACGAUGUUGCCCACCUCGUCGCGCUCUCACACGACUACCGCCAGGCGCGUCGUGAACGGAUCCGAGAGAUCCAACGGGAGCGCACCCGAAUGAUUACACCCCCUCCUCUACCUGCUCCUGCCCCGCCACCACCGGCAGCGCCAUUACUGCUUGAGAGACCAGACUACGGUGAAGAAAGAAUUAUUGAGCAUGAGGUAUUUGUCGAUGCGGACAAGGUUCCUCUCCCGAUGAGGGCUCGGAGAUGGUGAGCGGGAUUGAAAAGAUUCCGCUUUCAUAUUACGUUUUGUUUGAGCCUGCUUAUUCGAUGUCUUAUUUUAUUCGGGCUAUCUUACCUAUUUUGAUUUUUCUUUUAUUAGCUGGCAUGGUAAUUUCCCUUCAUUACCAUGGUUGAUUUGCAGGAGGUGAUAACUUAGGUGAUAACUUACCCCUUGCUGUCUUUUGUUACCCUUUUCCAGCCUUCCUUGCUGCAUCUGGAGCAAAUGGAUGUUGAUGCUUCAACUUUCCAUAUUUCACGAUGCGGCCUUGUUGAUACUGCUCUGUGACUUUCUUAUGCUUUUACGUGGUUUCCUUUUCUUUUCACUCUGCAGUCAACGACGUGAUGAUUAACGAUAUUUGGAGUUGUGAAGGGGCGGAAUUGUAGCCCCUGUUUCAAUAUUGCUGUCUAGAAACGGAAAGGAUGAAAGGCAUGUAUCUAUAUAACAUUUUCGAUAUAAUAUUAGGAAAGUCUAUAGAUUUAUCUAUCCUAUGG
Molecule: messenger RNA, 2554 nt
Organism: Blastomyces dermatitidis ER-3
Lineage: Eukaryota; Fungi; Ascomycota; Eurotiomycetes; Onygenales; Ajellomycetaceae
Exons: 4
Coding region: 144-2054 (636 amino acids)
Source: RefSeq, a predicted model, not a curated record